Fusarium oxysporum Fo47 is the source of this 855-nucleotide messenger RNA. RefSeq lists its product as uncharacterized. Bases 1 to 855 code for a protein of 284 amino acids. Gene Ontology annotation, cellular component: Golgi apparatus. The record is from RefSeq and is a predicted model, not a curated record. NCBI's taxonomy places the organism in Eukaryota, Fungi, Ascomycota, Sordariomycetes, Hypocreales, Nectriaceae. The transcript is spliced from 2 exons.
AUGUGGGAUGCCAUCAGGUUAAGAAGUACAGUCCAAGCGAUGCUCGCGUGCGUGGUCAACGCGGGCUUUUUACCCCUUGCCAUUUUCCAGCGACGGGAUAUCGAGGAGGCUAUCGAUUCAUUGAAGACCUCAACAGACGCUAACGGUGAUCAUUUGGUCAAUACUGACAUGGAUAUUUGGCCCGUCAUUGGCAAGAUUCUACUGGUUAUUCCUAUCAUUGUCGCCGUCUGCACCUUGGUUCUACCUAUCAGUGCUUGGUAUCUGAAGCAAUACUUCUCAUGGCAGUCAUAUCGCAAUGUAGGCGCAGAUGCGAGGAUGAGAAAGAUUCGAAUUACCCACCAUAUCUUUGUCAUGCUCGCGAAAAUGGACAUUUACUUCAUUGUCUGCUUUGUGCUGAUUUUCUGCUUCCCCGUUCUCGGAGGGAUGCGCAAUGGGGGCACUUAUUUCAUAGUCAAUCUCGUUCUUCUUGGUGUUGCAGUCGCCAUCAUCUCCGCGUCCAUAAUGUUCAGCAAGUCAGAGAACCGCAUCGGCAUGUGUUUCUCUAUAGCCAUGUAUCUUUCAAUACUUGGCUACUUGCUUUACCUGGUAAUAGAUGCACAAUUGGACAGUAGGAGGAGGAGCGGAGGUUCAAUCAACUCGUUCACCGCCUUCGGUUGCAUGAGUGUUUUGAGCAUCUUCAUGACGACUAUAUUCGCCAUACUAUGCUUGAGAAACUUCUUUGGAGGGUUGAAAGAACAUCUGGGGAAGCACGAAGAAGCUUGGGAUCCUCAUGGAAGUGCCAAAGACUUUGAGCUUCAUAACGAUAUCAAUUUUGAGUAUAAGAGCGUACCGAGCGUUCGAGAUCUGGAUAGCUGA